Molecule: messenger RNA, 1779 nt
Organism: Microstroma glucosiphilum
Lineage: Eukaryota; Fungi; Basidiomycota; Exobasidiomycetes; Microstromatales; Microstromataceae
Product: cysteine proteinase
Exons: 3
Biological process (GO): protein deubiquitination
Cellular component (GO): nucleus; cytosol
Molecular function (GO): cysteine-type deubiquitinase activity; cysteine-type endopeptidase activity
Source: RefSeq, a predicted model, not a curated record
UAUCCCCUCUUCGGCAUCUUUCCAUACCCAGCAUCAAUUCUGCACCAAGUCCUCUUCGUAACAGGACUUCUGCUUUCCAUCCUUGUAGUCUCUGUCCUUCGCCACUCCAUAAUCGGGUUCAUCGUAGAAUUCGCUCACAUGAUAGUGCUGCCUGGCCUCGCCCCCUCCUCUUCCUUCGCCACUCGCUACAGCUUGGAAACGUCACCGUCUCCAUACGCCACCUCGUCCUCUUCGAAACCCUUGGCCAAAGGCAGACUCAGACGCAAACCUCCCAAAUCCGCGACCUCUCUCUCUUGUCAAGGUUGUCCAGCAGGUAGCCAUUACACCGGGCUGGUAAACACGGGCAACACAUGCUUCCUCAAUUCGGUGUUACAGAGCUUAGCCAGCGUCACUCUGUUUACGGAGCAUUUGACCAGACUGCAGCGGUCCGCUGAGCAGCUGGAUAUUCCUACGCCAGUAGUAGACGCACUACUGGACCUCAUAAGCGCACUGAAUACUCCAGCUACUCGACGGUCCGCGAUCAGACCGUCGGUCCUUACCGACACCCUGUCCAUUGCGACUCAGUCCUCUUCAAUCCGAACGUUAUUGACCGCUCAUCAGCAGCAGGACGCUCAAGAGCUUCUGGUCUUGCUUCUCGAAGCCAUCUCCAAGGAACGAGCAGCUGUGUGGGCGGAAACAUCCUACGUCGAGAGUGAAGCUCAAGGCUCGGGACUCGCCUCUAUCCUUGCCAAGAGCAUCAAGGCACGCUCACAUCCACUUCCAGUAGCUCGGAGACACCUCUACAAUCCGUUCGAAGCUCUCGUAGCCCAACGGACCGCAUGUCUGCGAUGUGGGUACUACGAUGUGAUCAGGAACUUUGUGCAAGAGGAAGUCAGUGUCAAUGUUCCACUGCAGCGGCGAGUCGGAAGCGCUCUCGGGUUGGAAGAUUGUCUCGACUCCUGGGCUGGCUUGGAAGGCGUCGAAUGGAGGUGUUGGCGCUGCACUCUGGGAAAAGACAAAGUCGCUGUGGACGCUAACGUAGAGGAUGGCAGUGGGGCUACCCAUACUAUCAAAGUUGCCAAAGGCAACGGCACGUCAUCAAAUGGAAAGAUCACACCGUCGGCGAAGAAACGUCUCAAGGAGGUGCGGAAAGCCCAUUCGGCGCUCACACAGGCAUUGUCAAGGUCGAUCACAGAGGAAGAGUUUCGAGCCCUCCAUCCCUCCAUACGGCUCUCAUCUCCUCCCCUGCCACCACCCAGCCCCGCGGGGUCGAUCAUCACUGCUACAAAGCAAACUGUCUUCUCUCGUCCGCCACAGACACUGGUUGUCCAUCUGAAUCGUUCGAUAUAUCAGGGCAUGGGAGCAGGCAAGAACAAUACACGAGUCUUUUUCCAAGAGUACCUGGACCUCGCGAAGUGGUGCAUCACGUCGGGAGUUGAGUCAGAUGCCAUCAAGGGCAUGAAUGAGACAAGCCAGAGACCAGCCAAGAGCGGUACUCAAGAAGAGGAUUGGACUCAUCGUCUGACGACAUCGCGAACGGUCUACAGACUAGACUCAUUGGUGGUCCACUAUGGCGGCCAUUCCUUUGGCCACUACGUCUCCUUCCGCCGGAGACCGCGGCGAAGACCUCUUCCGCAACAACAAGAGACAAAGGGCAUCGCAUUGUCAGAAGAUGAGGAGGACGACGGCUGGCUGCGUAUAUCCGACGACUCGGUCACGCAUGUCUCUCUUCGUGAGGCCCUGAGCCAGAAUGCAUUCCUGCUGUUCUAUCAGCGUGUGGGAAGUGGCAGUACACAGGCA